AUGUAUUAUAUUACUAGUAUUAUUAACUUUACCCUUUUUUUGAAUAUAAUAAGAAAAUAUCUUGCAGCAGCUGCUGCAAAACAGCAGCAUAAUAGGGAAAGCAACAACGUUAGUGAACAAGAUUAUUUUUUAUUUAACGAUUAUGUUAUAAAAAAUAUCAAUUUAUAUAAUAUAAUUUAUAUAAUAUUUACUAUUUUAAUGAUUAACUAUUAUUUUUAUUAUUCUUUAGCUAUCAUAUUUUUAUCUUUAAUAAUAUUAAUAUUAUUAGUUUUAUAUUCUAUGUAUUGGGGAUCAGAAGCACCUACUGUGGGGGAUACACAGGAGAAGCAGCAGGAUCUAUCACCUAAUAAUAAUAUUCAUUUGCAAGCUACAGGUCCACCACUGCUAACUUUUACUUGAGCAUGUCUUAUGGAUAAUUUAGGUAUGUAUCUAACAUGAGGAGCUUGUAAAGGAUAUAAUGAACCUGAUUAUGUACUUAGCAGUAAGGGUUUUAAUAUAAAUAAUCAAAUAAACUAUUAUAAUCAAUUUGUAUUAAUAAAUGUAAAUCCUAAUCACUUUAAUUCAGAUAUAAAUGUCAAUAGACAUGAAAUUGCUACAUGCUAUAAUUGAUUACAUAGAUGUGUGGCUCCAGAUAAGAACGGUGUAUGAUUAACAGAAGAAAAAGAUAUAAAGCAUGGGAUAAUUAUAGCGAAAUCUAAAAUAUUGAGUAUGCUUUAUAUGCAGCGAUAUAUUGUAUCUACACAAGCCGAAUUUAAACAAGAAGUAGGUACAUUGAAUUACAUACCACAAACUUUAUUUAAAAAUGAUAAAUUCAUAGGUUCAGUUGGAAGAAUAAAUGGUACAUUGGUGAUCAAUUUUUUGAAAAAUGAUGGACGACUUACAUCUAAAAGAGAAUUUUGACCUUCUUAUUAUGUACAUGACGAAAGCCUUAGACAUGUUAAUCAAGAAUUAGAACCAAUUAGACAUACUAUAGAGUUUUUGGAACAAAAAUAUGGUAUUUAUAUUCCUAAUAGAGAUAGCAUUGAAAAUAUUAUAACAUUUACAGAAUCAGAAAAAUUAAGGGGUGGAGAUCCGUCUUUAAUAAAAAUAAUGAGACCUUGUCCUUUAUUUUCGGAUUUACACACUAUGUAUGAAACACCUAGUAAAUAUUUUCUUUGUUGAAAAAGACAAGAUUGAGCGAAUUUAAGGGAUGGGUCUUUAUAUAAUAGAGUUCUAGCUUUAAAGGGUAAUGUUCAGUAUCAUCAUAAAACAGAAGAAAAUAGAUAUCAUAGUGAAAUUAUAUUAAACGGAUUGUAUUGUGAAUAUUUAAAUACUAGAUUAGCUACUUUUUACCCUUUAGUAAAUGUUGAGGCCGAUCUACUUUUUAAUUCAACACGGGGCCAUUUGUUUUAUAAUUAUAAAAGUGAUAGUUUAAAAAAUAUAGUGUUAUUCAGACAGGAUGAUUUAGAUAUCUUUCAUUUUCAAAAAUAUUGUUUAAUAGAUAUGACUUGAACUAGACGGAGAUUGCUAGAAAAAUUGGAAAAUGAUAAUCUAUAUUCUUCUUUCUAUGUUGUUUCUGCCAACAGAAUUACGAUUGAAUUAUUAUAUAUUGAAAGACCUUAUGGUGAACUACCUAAGAUUUAUAGUAUUAUGGAUUUAACUAAUAUAAAUACUAGUUCGAUAAUAAAGGCUUUUACACCUCCAAAACAAUCUUAUAACAUUUUAGAUAAACAAGAUGGUGAUACAUUAGAUAAAUUAUUAAAAUAUAAGUAUUAA
Hirsutella rhossiliensis is the source of this 1755-nucleotide messenger RNA. The record is from the annotation of a RefSeq genome assembly. NCBI's taxonomy places the organism in Eukaryota, Fungi, Ascomycota, Sordariomycetes, Hypocreales, Ophiocordycipitaceae.